AGAUGGAAAAUGUUGAACAACUACCAGAAUGAAAGCAUAAAACAUAUUUUCUCUUUCAAUGGUGGGAAUUGAGAAAAUUCCAGAAUGCAAGUACCGUUGGAAUACUAACGAGGAGAUAUUGCAAUACUUGAACUACGCUUGCCUGAACUUUCACGUGUUAAAGAAGAAACACAUAGUACGUGCCAAGAAUGGAGCUAUGCUACUGUUCGACAGAACCAAGGUGCGUUACAAGACAGAUGGAUAUGAGUGGAAGAAAAGAAAAGACGGUAAAAAUGUUAGAGAGGAUCACAUGAAACUAAAGGUUAACGGAGUCGAGUGUCUCUACGGGGCGUAUGUACACAAUGAAGCAGUGCCCAACUUUCAUCGCCGUUGCUACUGGAAAUUAAAGACUCCUAAAGUGGUACUAGUACACUAUCUGUACGUAGCAGAGGAGGUGCAGACUGGACCGCCACCUAUCUCACAGCUUCAUAACGCUAUCUCCCAACUUCAGAACAUAUUUAACGUACCAGAGGAUGAGCUGUUGAGAUCAGUGACUUCCUCCCAAAACGGCUCACCGCCCACAUCUGAGAUACAAGAAAAUCAGGAUCAACCCUCUCCGGAGGUGGACUCAACUCGGGCUUCACAACUCCUUCUAAUCUUGAGGAAACAGGGUCAUCAGCUCAAACAGCUCAUUUACCAGGACAGUAAAAAUGGUAAUUUGGUGGAGGAUAAAGAUACGCAGACAGAUAAAUGUAUACAAAGUACCAGCGUACAUCACUCCUGCUGUGAAGGAAAUGGUGCAUGCGCGACUCAAAACGGCACGUCUAACAGCACGUGCACGAUGCACGACAGCGUGAUGCACAGUAACAGCUCCUUGAGUCCGGUACCCUCUACAAGCAAAGAGAGCGAGCGGAUGGACACGGAAAGUGUCCACAACAAUCAGGAGGAGGACCUGGAACAAAACUCUUUACUGGUCAGCAAACACAACCCUCUCCUCAGCAACUCUAGCAGUGAUGAUCUCAACCCUUUCCUUGAUCCUAUCCUUCCUUCUCUUAGCAAUGGCCAUGAUGACGCCGGCUCCAGUUCUUACAAUAAGAACGAAUGUGACAUGUUCUUUAACAACCCAGAUUUACUGAAGUACGAUCUGGCGUCCCUCAAGGACAAGGAUUCGAAAUUGUUUGAACUGUUUGAAGAAGCUGAUAUGGCAUCCAAUCAUGAGUCGUUUGGUUGCCCAGAUAUUCCGUUUCAACACGAUCCCACUGCAUCUCUGCACACUACUGUGGUUGAUGUAAGGGAGCAGGAGAACGUUCCAGUUGGACAAAAGAGGAAGUACAGCAGUAACACUGAGAACAAUACCAUGGAGCUAGACGCGUCGGUUUCUCCUCAUAUCACCACCAUAUCACCCAACAUCACCACCAUAUCACCUUGCACCACCACUGUCGCUCAGAGCAUCACCACUGUCGCUCAGAGCUCUCCCUCAGAGAAUGGUUACUCGUACACCAGGGAGCCUGUGUCAUCAGCGGAGGCGAGCCCUGUCCUUCCUACUUCGGAGUACCGUAUCUCAAUCACAACCAUCAGCCCGGAGUGGGCCUUCCUCGCUGGGGGAGAGAAGGUAGUUUUGGUUGGGGAUUGGGAACGGAUACAGGGACCAUGUUGUGUUGUUUUUGGUAACACAAUGGUACCAGCUCAGCCCCUUCGAAAUGGUGUGUUACAAGUCGUAUGCCCCGCCUCACCCCACCCGGGUGUGGUUACUGUCCACAUUGUAGGGCAGGGUGUAAUCAUCACAGACUCACAGACCAAGUUUACAUACAGAGAACAACACAGUCCGAGUCAGUGGCUCAAUGUUGUGGACUCUAACUUCAAGUAUUCUCUUAUCAACCGGCUGGAGGCGCUAGAAUCACAGGUUCGAAUGCUGUCCUCGACCCAAUUCACCGGGGACCUACAAACCAGGAUGUGCUCCAUCUCCCAGACCAUCCUAAAAAAACUCUCCAGAACAGAUAAGCUACCCCGAGCUCCUCGAGGUCUGAGACUGGUCCACCUGGCAGCUGCUGUCGGCUACUCCCGUCUCCUCCUCCUUCUCCUGAAGUUCUCCUCGCUCCAGGAGUGUAACCCCUGCUCUUUAGACGACAUGGGGAACAACGCUUUGGUGUGGGCCUGUGUGGGGGGCCACACCCCCACUAUCUACAUCCUGCUGAGAUGCUGCCCCCGACUGAGGGGUACCAGGGACGGCUGGGGUCGUCCCAUCAGGGAGGUCUAUGAAACUAGUCUGGGUAACAAGAAGGGGGAGACUGCUGCUCGGACUAUACAGCUGCACUACAGGACUUACAAACAGAAGAAACUAAACGACGCUGCUAUUAGGAUUCAAACCAGAUUCAGAACAUACAAACAGCAGUGUACAUUUGAGCAGAUGAGGCGAGCAGUGGUUAUCAUCCAGCAGUCCUACAGAGACCACAUGAAAACCAAGGAGGUAGCAGCGAAGACGAUACAGCGGUGCUGGAGACAGACUUCAAGACAGAGACGAGUCCUGGGUCUGGCGAGCAACACUGGUUUCUACUAAUCUGUGGUGGUACAGGAUGGGCACCUAUCUGUGAAACUAGGCUUUUUUAAACAUUCUCCUCACACCAAUAUGAAACAUCACCUUAACAUCACCUUAACAUCACCUUAACUUGAAAAACAAAUUCGAUGGACUGGCUGUUUUUAUUGAAAAUUUAACCUUGUGCAUAUCUGUUUACCUUGUGUCAAUAACAUUCUCAGAAACUACCAUAUGUUUUAUCAGAAUUUGCGUGUUUUUGUCCUGAGCUGAUACUCUAGCUUUUUACUGUGUCCUUUUCGUGCGUUCGUUAGUUUUAAUUGAUCCUGUGUCCUGCUGAUGAUGAUUUGUACGUAUAGACAAUGCGACUUAUUUGCUUUGUUUUUACCAAGUGGAAUGUGGAAUGUUGGCUUGUAACCUGCUACAAUGAACACAGCAAAUUACUCACAUUUACCUUAAAGCUAUUUAAACUGAACUACUGUGUGUUGUUUUGUGUGACGCUUGUUUUAUAUUCUAGAUCAAACUGUUAUCGUAGGGCCCUGUCUCUCUAUUUAAUGAGCCUGACUUGAACUUAAUUACUCCAAUUUGUUAGAAUUAACCACUCUGAAAAAGUCGUCCUGUCUGAUAUCUCUCUCGAGUCGAAUGCGAAUUAUCUCAGAACAUUGUUAUAUGAUACUUGUACACUUUUUAAGAAAUUUGACCUUUAAAGGAAGUUUGGUAGCCUUUUAAAACGGUAAUGAAAUACCGAAAUUGCAGUGAAAAUUAACUUUAUGUCAUAACCUUAAAACUAGGUGUCCUGUUUUCCAGAAAGUUAUUAUCAGUGUCAACUGUUAAUUUACUUUGCACAGUUUUUUGAACGUUUGAUCGUCGUGUCUUCUUAAUCUACGUUUGCAGUAAUUUAUGAAUAUUUAUUAGUCGAAUUUAGGAUUUUAAUAUUAAUUUAUGAGCAGAAUAAUAAUAAUUAGUUGUCGUAGUAAAAUUUAGCGAAAUGAUACUGUAAACAUUUGAAUUUAACAUAGGAGAAGUUACAUAGUGUCUGUAACAUAUUUAUAUUUUUUACAGAUUAUCAAUUUAUAAAUUUUCAUUAUCUUUUUUGUCAUUUCGAAUUUUCACCAAUAAAUUAUAAUGCCUUUGUAGGCAUGAAUUUGCAAUUUCAUAGUGAAUAGAGUUUCCGCCGAUACUUGUUAAUACAUAUUAAAGCUCGGCAUAGGAUUUUUGGUUUCAUCUAAUUCGAUUAAAAAAGGUUAGCUAUAAGAGCGUAAAUCACUUUCAUAUAAUAGUAUUAUGCACUAAUAGUGUAAAUAUGAUAUAACUUAUAAGUUAUUCGUUACAUGGUAAGGAAUAUGAGAAUAUUUUCAUGGUGACCAAGCUAUUGUGGCCAAAUACAUUUUAAUUACGUGUGUGAAUAUAUAUUGAAAAUUUAAAUAUAUCCUAUAAUGCUAUUGUGAAUAUCGUUUGCUGAGUUUCCAACGCUUUAUUAAGCUGUUUAUGCCAA
This is a messenger RNA of Bolinopsis microptera, 4004 nucleotides long. RefSeq names its product calmodulin-binding transcription activator 2-like. The record is from RefSeq and is a predicted model, not a curated record. The coding region runs from base 59 to 2536 and encodes 825 amino acids. Gene Ontology annotation, molecular function: transcription coregulator activity; double-stranded DNA binding; protein binding. Gene Ontology annotation, cellular component: nucleus. Lineage: Eukaryota; Metazoa; Ctenophora; Tentaculata; Lobata; Bolinopsidae. Gene Ontology annotation, biological process: regulation of transcription by RNA polymerase II. The transcript has 15 exons.